GAGCGUUAUGCGAAAUAUGCAGAAUUCGCCAUAGGCGAUGAAAGCGACAACUAUGCUUUGAAUAUAUUGGAAGGGUUUUCGGGCGAUGCGGGCGAUUCUAUGAACGAGCAAAGAGGGCAACAAUUUACUACUAAGGAUCGCGAUAAUGAUAAGAAUGCAUGGUAUAAUUGUGCUGUCAAGUCUGGGGGCGCUUGGUGGUACAAUCGCUGUCACGAUAGUAAUCUAAACGGACGAUAUUUGUUUGGUGAAUACUAUGACCAUUCAGAAGGUGAGGGCAUCGAUUGGUACACCUGGCAUGGUCACGAAUAUUCACUGAAGUACGUGCAUAUGGCUAUCAGGCCGAAAGCAGCCAUUUCCUAAAGCUGAAGGCAAAGUACAUACUUUUAUACAGUAAAUAUUGUAUGGAAAAAAAUUUUCGAAGACCAUAGCAUGUUAUUAAAUGAAAAUAAAAAAGUAUUUAAUAUGAAAUGUUUUCGCUGGAG
This is a messenger RNA of Rhagoletis pomonella (apple maggot), 482 nucleotides long. RefSeq names its product techylectin-5B-like. Lineage: Eukaryota; Metazoa; Arthropoda; Insecta; Diptera; Tephritidae. The transcript is spliced from 2 exons. Bases 100 to 360 code for a protein of 86 amino acids. The record is from RefSeq and is a predicted model, not a curated record.